Messenger RNA from Cryptococcus wingfieldii CBS 7118, 879 nucleotides. RefSeq lists its product as hypothetical. The coding region runs from base 1 to 879 and encodes 292 amino acids. The transcript has 2 exons. Lineage: Eukaryota; Fungi; Basidiomycota; Tremellomycetes; Tremellales; Cryptococcaceae. The record is from RefSeq and is a predicted model, not a curated record.
AUGUCUUACACCACCGACAACGCUGCUUCUUCCGCCUACCUUGCCAACUUCGAGGCCGCUCCUCAGGACGACGAGAAUGUCUCCACUGCCAUCACCGAGGUCGACUACGAGAAGAAAGGUACUCCUACAACCGACGCCAUCAUCCAGCAAACCAUGAUGCUCCGCCUUGCCACUCCCGAGCCUGCCGAAGACGACGACAUCGAAGAGAUCCCCGCUCGAGACUCUCCCCCUCUCACCCAUGCCCACGCGCGUCACCAUCACCACGGCCCUCGCGGUAUGCCUCCCCCUGGCUUCCCUCCUUCCCCCUUCGACGACAUGAUGCCCCCUCACCCCCCUCAUCUUCAUAUGCUCCCUCCUCCCAGCCACGGCUUCGAACACUCCAACAGAGUCAAGCCCCACGGCCGACCCGAGCACGGCAAGAGGGGCGAGCGCCCUUCUCACAGCUUUGGUCCGGGUGCUCGUCCUGAGCGCAAGCAUCGCCAUGAGCGUGCUUAUUCUCCUCCCCGCCUUGAGGAGAUCAAAGCUGGUUCUGGAUUUGAGGGGCGACACCACCCUCGAGGAUUCGGUCGUAUGGGGCAUGCCUCUCACGGUCCUCGUGGUCAUGGCCCCCGAUUCUGCAAGUCUAAAAAAGACGAGGAAGACGACGUCUCCGAGGCUGGGUCUGACUCCGACCUCUCCAUCGCUACUCUCAAGUACCACAAGCACCACUCCUUCCCUUGUCAAGCCCACCCUCUUGGUCAAGAACACGGCCGUGGUAUGCCCCAUCACAUGAGGGGUAUGUCUGGUCCUCCCCCUCCUCCCCGCAUGUCUUUCGACCAUCACAUGGAACACCAAGGCGGUAUGCCACCCCUCCUCCCUUCGGUCCCCAUGGCGAUAUGA